AUGCACAGAAUUGCCUCAGGGUGUCGCUCAGCGUCAAAGACGAGCCUCUUUAUCGGUGGUAGCACGAAGCCUUUGCUGAUUGCCUCGCAGCGCACUUCCUUCUACGAAGUGGAUCGCGCUGGCGGUCGCAACAAGGGCGACAAAAUCGAGGGUCUCGUGCGCUGGUGGCUGCGGCUGAAGCCUUGGAACGAGGAAAUCGCAAACCUGAAACGGCGCCUCAGGCGAUCAAAUGCCGGCUUUGAUCCCUGUGUUCACGGACAGACGCGCUUCCUGGUACGCUUCCCCCAGCUCACCGACUCCGACUUCAAGCUGUGGAGUGUCUACACCGACGCCGACUUCGACGAGGGCUACUCCAGCGCAGAGUUUGUGCGCUCCAACAGAGACGCGGUGGGACCGGCUUCGGGCAAAGGCGAACCCCACAACGUCCCUCCUGACUUCCUCGGCUCGCGGACUUCUGGCGACGAAAAGAAGCCGCUGAGUCCUCGUGAGAAGGACUCCCACCCGUUCUCCAUCAUGUACUCUGCUGACCGUGUGAAGUGGUACCUCGACACCUUUUUUCGACGUGGUCAAAAGACUUGCGACAAGUGCGGUGGCCCGGUGAUGGUCACUAGCGUAAAGGCGUGUCGACUGAAUGUGCCGGAAUGGAGAAUCUCCACUUUAAGCCCCGAAUCUAUGGCCUUGAGGAAAAUUGGGGGCGUGAACGGCGUAAUUACGGCACUUUACACGUUUGUUAACGCUAACAUUCUUGUUCUUCUUGUCGACACUUCGUCAGACGGCGGCGGGGGCGGGCUGUACUUUGAGCACGAACUCACAGUCUUGCUGACUGGAGUUGUGAUGAACGAAGCCAACUGUGGUUUCGUGCAGUUCUCCCAUGGAGGUGAAAAUUUCCGCCUCACGGACUCACGUGACACCAACAUCCCACCUGCCAACCUCUCCAUCCUCUGGUCCGUUUCUGUGACAAAUAAAGAAAAAACCAAAUGCACGCGAUCUGGCAGCAGGAUCAAAGCCCCUUUCGACGCCGUAAUUGGAUUAGCGUUGCGUCUUUGCAACUCCUCCACCCACCCCAAUCCCAAUGGGACUCUUGCUAUCCUGAGGCAUUGA
Molecule: messenger RNA, 1101 nt
Organism: Mesocestoides corti
Lineage: Eukaryota; Metazoa; Platyhelminthes; Cestoda; Cyclophyllidea; Mesocestoididae
Source: the annotation of a GenBank genome assembly